This is a messenger RNA of Didymosphaeria variabile, 1122 nucleotides long. RefSeq lists its product as uncharacterized. Bases 1 to 1122 code for a protein of 373 amino acids. The record is from RefSeq and is a predicted model, not a curated record. Lineage: Eukaryota; Fungi; Ascomycota; Dothideomycetes; Pleosporales; Didymosphaeriaceae. The transcript has 2 exons.
AUGAAGACUGCCGCUGUUGUUGCUGGCCUUGCCGCCGCCGCCAAUGCGCACGCCACAUGGCAAUACUUGUGGAGAAACGGGGAGGAUCUUGGAAGCACCUGUGUCAGAAAGGUUCCGUCAAACAGCCCUGUCGAGGACUACACUGGCACCGCGCUGCAGUGCAACGUGAACCCGGCCGAUGCAGAGGGCAACUGCGAGUUUGCAGCUGGUGACACCGUCACUAUCGAGAUGCACCAACAUGACACCCGCUCUAGCACUGAGGAAGCUAUUGGCGGUGCUCACUGGGGCCCCGUACUUGCGUACAUGGCUUCCGUUGAGGAUGCUGCGGCUGCUACUGGUGCAGAGGACUUCUUCAAGGUUUACCAGAACACUUGGGCCAAGGCGCCUGGUUCGACCCAGGGUGACAACGACUUCUGGGGUACCAAGGACAUGAACUACAACGGUGGAAAGCUUGAUUUCAAGGUUCCAGCCGAUCUCGCCCCUGGCGACUACCUGCUCCGUGCCGAGGCGAUCGCUCUCCAUGCUGCCAGUGCUUCUGGAGGAGCACAGCAUUAUGUUGCAUGCUACCAGCUCACAGUCACCGGCAGUGGUUCAUUGAAGCCCACCGAUACCGUCACGUUCCCGUCUGCUUACAACAAGACUGGCCCAGGCCUCGGUUUCAGCAUACACGCUCCUCUCGACAGCUAUCCUGCUCCCGGCCCUGCUCUUAUCGAAAGCGGAACCGAGUCUACUCCUCAGCUUCUGACUUUCGGUACUAUUGAGAGCGCACCCGCUGCAAGCGCCGCUCCCUCCACUGCCACCAAGCCUGCCUCCAGCGCUGCCUCUGCCACUCCAGUUGCAAGCUCUGCCCCCGCAAGCUCCGCACCCGCCAGCUCAUCCGCUGCUGCACAGACUUCCGCUGCUGCACAGACUUCCGCUGCUGCAUCGGCUACUGCCACUGCAGUUGCCGAGCCCGCACCCAGCAGCUCUGCUGCUGCCCCCUCUGCUACUGCUUCCAGCCCCGCUGCAGAGCAGAAGUACACCAUCGCCGAAUUCAUCGCCUUCCUCGAGGAGGCUGAUGCCGCUGAUAGCUCAGCUACGUCCAGAAAGGCCAGAAGGCACGCACGUGCUUUCCGUGUCUAA